This is a messenger RNA of Penicillium samsonianum, 1917 nucleotides long. RefSeq names its product MFS transporter. Lineage: Eukaryota; Fungi; Ascomycota; Eurotiomycetes; Eurotiales; Aspergillaceae. The annotation marks the transcript as partial. The transcript is spliced from 2 exons. The record is from RefSeq and is a predicted model, not a curated record. Gene Ontology annotation, molecular function: transmembrane transporter activity. Gene Ontology annotation, biological process: transmembrane transport.
AAGCUCCUCAAUUCAUCUGAAUACUUGAGUGACAAGGGCGGAUUCGAUCCCGAAUCAAGCACAAUGCAGUCAAUUAUCCAACACCGCAGGAUCCGCCAUAGGCUCCAGCAACAAUUUGUUACAAAACAUGAGAAGCCCGGGGAUGUCUGGACCCACGAGGGCCGCUACGAUUACCGUGAAGGAGAGAUCCACACGGAAGCUCGCGAGCCGAUUGAUGACUUGGCUGCGGAACGAAUGAGGGAGCAUGGCCAUCGCACUUUCAUAUCUGGGCCAUCCCUUCAGCCUCGCCAUACCACUCGAUCACAUAUGGAACGGGAAGGAGAUGUCGAGGGCGCGGAGUACGAUCCGGAACUCUCAACCGAUCCGCAUACCAUCAAUGCGGCAGAGACGCUGGGAAACACGGCUGAUAUUAUGGUGACUGGUGUUGAAAGACCCCGGCCGGGUGAUCAGGAGACGGACAGUGAAACUGAAGUUGAGUCAGUGAAAAGGAACAAACUUAUUGUCGUCACAUUUGAAGGUCAAGGUGACAGAAUGGACCCUCACAACUGGACAAUCAGACGUCGAGUGUUGACUACUCUUCUUACUUCACUUAUGGGAUUUGUGGUCUUCUGGUCAUCCACAAUCGAUUCCACUGCUCUCCCAACAACCAAGAAAUUAUAUCAUACCAAUUUUGAGGUCCAGACUUUGCCGACUGCUAUGUUUCUGAUUGGUACUGGACUAGGUGCAUUGGCAACAGGACCUGUAUCAGAAGUCUUCGGACGCAAUCCCGUGUACAUCCCCACCAUGAUUGGGUUCAUGUUGUUCAACAUGGGCGCAGGGCUUGCUCAAACAGUGGUACAGCGAAUUGUUUGCCGCGGGCUAGCUGGAUUCUUCGGGUCUGCCCCGGCGCUUUUAUCAGCAGCAUCCCUCGUGGACAUCUGGUCACGCAUUGAACGAGUCUACGCCUUCCCGAUCUAUUCGAUAAUCGUCUUCACGGGUCCAUUGGUGGGCCCAGUACCAGGAUCAUUUGCCGUCAGUGCUAAAUCGGUAAGCUGGCGCUGGGUGGACUGGAUGACCAUAAUUCUCGCAGGACUCAUCCUGAUCCCGGUUGUGUUCUUCCUGCCUGAGACAUACAGCCCAAUCAUGCUGUACUGGAAAGCUCAAGAGCUCCGCCGCAUGACAGGCGACGACCGGUAUCGGUCCCCGCUGGAGUUCAGAAAAGCCACGUUCAUCCAGCGCAUGCGUGCCUCACUAUACAAACCACUUCAGCUUUUUGCGACAGAGUCAAUUAUCGGGAUCCAUGCGGUCUACCUCUCGCUCCUCUUCAUGAUCCUGUACACCUUCAUCGCGGGCUACGUCUCCAUCUAUGAGAAAGCAAACAACUUCAGCCCGACCUCCACCGCCCUCGCGUUCCUGGGAAUUGAGGUCGGAGUCGUUCUUUCCGCACUGACACUCCCGAUUUCAAUGUGGCUCCUCCGCAGAGAUAUCUACCAAAGCCGUGAGAGAGGCCACCAGCGGCCGGACCCGGAGAUCAGUCUGUACAUGGGUAUGUUUGGUGCGCCUUGGAUCCCCAUCUCGCUAUUGUGGAUGGGCUGGACAGCCAGACUCGAAAUCUCGUUCUGGAGCCCGCUUAUCGCUUCGGUGUUCUUUGGCUUUGGGACGUUGUGUGUCUUCGUCUCGGGGUACCAGUAUGUCGCUGAUGCGUUCGAGUCACAUGCUGCAAGCGCGCUUGCCACUCUUCAGAUGUUCCGGCUUGUUGCUGCCGGUAUUAUGGCUAUUAUCGCAGAAAUUAUGUAUACGAAGCUUGGCGUUGGAUGGACGUUGACUCUCUUGGGUGGGAUUUCGUUGUUGUUUUUGCCUGCACCUUAUUUACUCUACUGGAAGGGGCAUAAAAUCCGUGCACGGAGUCGGUAUGCACGCAGGAAUGAACACGGCUGA